Aspergillus lentulus is the source of this 1296-nucleotide messenger RNA. RefSeq names its product HNH endonuclease signature motif containing protein. The record is from RefSeq and is a predicted model, not a curated record. NCBI's taxonomy places the organism in Eukaryota, Fungi, Ascomycota, Eurotiomycetes, Eurotiales, Aspergillaceae.
AUGGCAAGCUCCAGCCACCCCGGCGCUCUCUUUGAGGAUCCUCGCCGCGUGGAGCUUAUCAACGAGAUUGCCAAAGCAUUCAACACCUUGGCAUUUGAGGGAUCCGAUGAUACCAUAGAAUCACUUAGGGAUUGCUACGGCUGCCUAUGGCUCGCAGAUCUGGAAAGGCUGGAUGGUUUGGUUUCUCAGUAUCUCCCGCAUAAUCCUCGUGGCCUCCUGGGCCUGCUAAGAUUCACGGAGGUAGAGGGCAACAUAAUCGAUAGAUGGACCCAAAGGGACAAAAGGCCUGCAUCAAGAGCUCCAUCCGCUCCGGCUACACCUGUGAAGACGGAAGUACCCAACACAGUCCUGUCCUCCACCCCUGUCAUCGCUGGGCCGAGCGCGGACGAAGGUUCUCCUAGUACUCCACGAACCCUGAAGGUGGUGACGCUCCCAUCAUCGCCAGAGGGGUCCGGUAAGGGGCGGAAAAGAAAAGGGGAGCCGCUGAGCCAGCCCUGGGGAAAGCCGCCUAGAAGUGAACCCGCCAAGCGCGACUGUCGUUUGCGCGAUCAGACCUGUAUUCUGACGAAGUGCAGAAAGGACAUAUGCCAGGCGUGCCAUUUGUACCCCUACUGGAUGAGUGACCCGAAUACUAAAGGCGUCAAACAAUUUUUUAACGCUCUGAGGGAUUUUUGGUCUGCUGAGAAGGUGGAAGCAUGGCACAAUGCCAUUUAUGGACAUGUUCUCGGGACUGAAAGGGCCGCAAACCUCAUACUUCUCUCCCCCAACGCCCAUGAGCUGCACACCAGGGGAUACUUUGCGCUUGAGCCUGUCGAGGAAGAUCCAGAAGGCAAGUGGAUCACGGUGAAGAUUUGGUGGCUGAAGCAACAUACAGGUGUUGAUUUCAACAUUGUUCCGCAGCUUCCACCAAAUCAGCACCCAGGAGAGUAUGAGGUUGGGCUCCAUAAUAUCCGCGACGAUAAACCACUCCUGUCUGGUGACCCGAUCACUCUUGAGACCCCUGAUCCAAUUAAUUAUCCCCUGCCCGAUUUUCGGAUCCUCGAAUUGCAGUGGAUCCUUAAUCGCGUGCUUGCCCUAAGGGGAGGGGCGGAGCCGAAGGACCUGGAAGAAUAUGAGUCAGAUGAAGACUCUGCUGACGAACUGGAGUAUUUCGCGAGGCCCGUGUUGCAAUCGCCAGAGCUUCCUGGCCCAUCCUCUCCGCCAUCCUCUCUCACGAAUAUCGCCAACGAUGAGCCCAAGGCCAACCCCGUGGUCGCGACGACCGAUAGGCUCGAACAAGGGCUCAUCGAGGAGUAG